Papaver somniferum (opium poppy) is the source of this 650-nucleotide messenger RNA. RefSeq names its product ubiquitin-60S ribosomal protein L40. Gene Ontology annotation, molecular function: ubiquitin protein ligase binding; structural constituent of ribosome; protein tag activity. Gene Ontology annotation, cellular component: nucleus; cytoplasm; ribosome. The transcript has 4 exons. NCBI's taxonomy places the organism in Eukaryota, Viridiplantae, Streptophyta, Magnoliopsida, Ranunculales, Papaveraceae. The record is from RefSeq and is a predicted model, not a curated record. The coding region runs from base 54 to 440 and encodes 128 amino acids. Gene Ontology annotation, biological process: modification-dependent protein catabolic process; protein ubiquitination; translation.
AUGAAACCAAACUAAAAGAUUUUAGAGAGGCGAAGAGGUAGAGAGAAGAAAAAAUGCAGAUCUUCGUGAAAACCCUAACUGGGAAAACCAUCACCCUUGAGGUUGAGAGCAGUGAUACCAUCGAUAAUGUCAAGGCUAAGAUCCAAGAUAAGGAAGGAAUUCCUCCAGAUCAGCAGAGAUUGAUCUUCGCUGGAAAACAACUUGAAGAUGGCCGUACCUUGGCUGAUUACAACAUCCAGAAGGAAUCUACACUUCAUUUGGUUUUGAGGCUUCGUGGAGGUAUUAUUGAGCCUUCUUUGAUGGCUUUGGCUAGGAAAUACAAUCAAGAUAAGAUGAUUUGCAGGAAAUGCUAUGCCCGCCUUCAUCCAAGAGCCGUGAACUGUAGAAAGAAGAAGUGUGGUCACAGCAACCAGUUGAGGCCCAAGAAGAAGAUCAAAUGAGCACUGGUGUUGCAAGCUGUUGUGGGAGGUGGUAGAAGUGCAUUUUGUGUUGUCUCAAAUCUCCUAAUUUUGUUUAGUUUUGGAACCUGACUCCACUGUUAUCUUCAGUUGACUAUGUUCUUCCCGUAUAUGACAAUUCACCUAUAAAAUUUUGUUUGAAGUAAUAUGUUUGAAUUUCUUAAGUCAUAGCUUUUGAUAAGUUUUUGGUUU